Messenger RNA from Drosophila serrata, 987 nucleotides. RefSeq lists its product as uncharacterized. Lineage: Eukaryota; Metazoa; Arthropoda; Insecta; Diptera; Drosophilidae. The record is from RefSeq and is a predicted model, not a curated record.
AUGCAGAUACCGAGGCUUCUUUGUGCUGCAAUUAUUGCAGGAAUUUUGGGUUGUGUCCUCACCCAGGCCACGGAUGUCACCGAUUCCCUCGAGGGUUAUAUACACGAGAAUCAGCGGCAAUACGAUGACAGGUUGAAGCUCUACGAGGAUCAGUUGGCCAACUUUAGGAACCUGUUUGCCAAGCAAUUGGAGCCCAUCGAUGUGCAGGCGGACUCCAUGCAGCUGAAGCUGGAAGAGGCUUUCGAUCGCCUGGGACCCAUUGCUCAGAUCGAUUCCUGGACCAGGCAGUGCGUCCAGAACUAUAGCUCCGGCCUACCAACUGUCAGCGUGGCCCGGAAGUCCUUGGCCAAUUGCAAGGGUACAAUUGGCACCAUUUUAAGUCCUGCGGAAAACACCCUAAACUUGCUAAGGACUCAGUACACGAAAACCUUGGUGAACGCUUUGGCCAGCUGUGUGAAGUAUUAUUCAACCAACAAGUUGAACUACACCAUGUGUGUGACCAAUGCAAUAAGUGAUACCAAUAGGUAUACCAUAACCAACCAGAACACCUUUAAUGCCAACUUAAAAACCGCCGAGUGCUCGGCCAACGAGAAGAUCAGAACCUCCUGGCAAUGUACCUUCAAGGAGGUGUAUGCCAUGACUUCCAAAGUGGAAGUUGCCGUGAAUCUUGUGGACACUUGCAUUGAACAAAGGACUAUUUGUGGCUCGUCUUCCUGUCUUCCCAGCUGUUCUCAUGUCAAGUUCAUAGAUCUGGCGGGUAUCCGGGAUAAUUCCACCAUCGCAAAUCCCUUUAAGGCAGUAUCUGCAAACAUGGAGUGCCUGGAGUUUAGGUUCUAUUAAUGAAGAGGGGUCUUGGUAGUGAGCAAACAGAUUCAGUUUGAUGGAAAUUUAUAUGUAAAUUGUUAUUCUAAUCUUAACUUGAAAAGAUAAGACAUGAACUUAUAAAAAUGCUAUUUUAUGCUGUUUAAAAGAUUGAUUAAAUUUUUC